UCCGGUCACAUCAUGGUAUCCUUCACGGCUCUCGUUACCACUUUUCUCGCAGUUGCUGGCGCUGCAAUCGCCACGCCAACACCAAAGCUCGCUGAACAGCCGGUGGUGACCUAUCUUGGUACCCAAGGACCUAUUCUUUCAAGCGGUGCAUGGACAUCUAAGGGCAUAGUCUAUACCUCGGGAACUGUCCCUUCGUUCAACGGAACGAUUGUAUCAGGCGGCAUUGAAGCUCAAACGGCUCAGGUCAUCAAGAACAUUGCCGUUAUCCUCGAGGAAGCUGGCACAUCGUGGGACUAUGUUAUGAAGACUACCGUUUUCCUUGCCAACAUGUCAGACUACACAGCUAUGAACGAGGUUUAUGCUGCUAUGCUACCAAGCCCGAAGCCUGCACGUACCGCUGUUGAGGUUGGCAAGUUGCCGGGCAACUUUUUGAUCGAGCGCAUACAUACAACAAAGAUGCCUGAAAUACAAGACCACGAGGGCAAGCCUGUUCGCCAUCACAUGGCGCGGGUAAAUGGCAUCCGAUUACAUUACAUCACAUCCGGAUCGGGACCACCUCUACUUCUACUACACGGCACACCUAAAACACAUUACUACUGGUACCGCAUCGCGCCUUUUUUGACAAAAAAGUUCACAAUCGUCGCCCCAGAUCUGCGUGGAUUCGGUGCAACAGACAAACCACCUGCCAGCGAAGGUUACGAUGGUCGGACGAACGCGACAGACAUGGCCGAAUUGAUGCACCAACUAGGGCACGAAAAGUUUGCUGUACAUGGCGAGGACCGGGGCGCAACGUAUGCCUUCUGUCUCGCAGGACUUUAUCCAGAACGGGUAACCCAUCUUUCUUUCUGCGAGAUGCUGCUUUCCUACGCCCUUACCAAGCAAACGUUCUUCACACGCAAGAACAUUGCUGCUCAGUACAAUCAAAGUGGUGUUUGGAACUGGCAUAUCCCCUUCUUCUGGCUGCCGCAUGUACCGGAGAUGUUGAUCCAAGGGAAGGAGGAAGAGUUUUGGACACAUUUUAUGAAGGCAGAGUGCUAUAAUCCUAGUGCUUUAGAUCAGGUAGCCGUCAAUGAGUGGGUGAGGUGUUUGAAGGCACCCGGUGGGCUGAGGGGUGUCUUGGAGAGUUAUCGGGCGCAUUGGGUCAAUGUAGACGUUGAAGAAGAGAUCUUGGGCAAGGAGAAGUUGAAAUGUAACGUUAUGACCGUGGGAGCCCCGGAGUUCUUCGGGCCGCUUGUCAAAGAGCAGAUACAGUCUGCUGUCGAGAAGGUGCAUAUUGCGGAGGUUUUUGAAGAGUGUGGGCAUAGCCUAGCACUUGAACAGCCUGAGAAACUUGCCAACCUUCUAAAGAAGUUCAUUCUUUGA
Messenger RNA from Alternaria burnsii, 1362 nucleotides. RefSeq lists its product as uncharacterized. Gene Ontology annotation, molecular function: hydrolase activity. The transcript is spliced from 5 exons. The record is from RefSeq and is a predicted model, not a curated record. The annotation marks the transcript as partial. NCBI's taxonomy places the organism in Eukaryota, Fungi, Ascomycota, Dothideomycetes, Pleosporales, Pleosporaceae.